AUGUCGGAAGAAGAUGAGUAUCUGAAACAACAACGAUUGGCUUUUGAGGCCCAAUUUGGUUCUUUAGAAGAUAUGGGGUUUGAUGAUAAAACUAAGACUGUUCAAAAAAGUGAUGACGAAAGUGCCAGUUCAGAUGAGAGUGCAAGUGAAAAUGGGAAUGGAAGUGAAAAUGAAGAGGAUGGCAGUUAUGUAAGUACAAGUGAAAAUAUAAUACCUGCAACUAUAACUCCGAAGAAAGAAUCAUUAAAGGUUAAAAAACCUAAAAUCAUAAAAUUUCAAGGUCCCUCGGACUCUUACGUUGCACCUAGUAAGAAAGAAUUAAAGAUAUUACGUAGUGGUAAAACAUUAGUACGUAGUAAAGCCUAUGACCAAGAUGAAUCACAAGAAGUUAGUGAAAAUGAAAAUGACGAGGCAGAUAAUUUGAAAAACGAUUUAGAGUUACAAAGAUUUCUUCAAGAAUCACAUCUAUUAAGUGCAUUUAGUAAUACACUUACGCAACCUAGUGGGGCAGAUUUGACUCUUCAAACAAUAAAUAAUAACGAUGUUACAGCAUACAUGGAUGACCAAUUGAUGGGGAAGGCUCGGUCACGUACUUUGGAGAUGCGGUUGAAGAAUCUUUCCAGCACAAACGGCCACGACAAAAAAGUAAACCGAUUAGAGAAAGUUCCUAUUAAUAUGCGUAAGGGGUUAGUAGCAAAACAUCAAAAAAGAAUUGCUAGAUAUGAGAAAGACGCCAAAGAAGGUGGGAUAGUCUUGUCUAAAGUUAAAAAGGGUGAGUUCAGGAAGAUCGAGGCGACUUACAAAAGAGGCGUCGAAAAGCGAAUCGGGACCAACAUCAAAUCUCAUGAGAAUGCCCGUAAUGCCAAGAGAACAAGAGGUUUACGCAUCAACAGUGUUGGGAGAUCUACUCGGAACGGGCUAAUCAUCUCCAAGGAAGAUAUUGCUCGAAUCAAUGGAUCUUCUGGAGGGCGUCGUGACUCCUCGAAGAAGAGUAAAGGUCGCCGCUAG
This is a messenger RNA of Henningerozyma blattae CBS 6284, 1008 nucleotides long. RefSeq names its product Faf1p (gene FAF1). Gene Ontology annotation, biological process: maturation of SSU-rRNA from tricistronic rRNA transcript (SSU-rRNA, 5.8S rRNA, LSU-rRNA). The transcript has a single exon. The coding region runs from base 1 to 1008 and encodes 335 amino acids. Gene Ontology annotation, cellular component: nucleolus. The record is from RefSeq and is a predicted model, not a curated record. Lineage: Eukaryota; Fungi; Ascomycota; Saccharomycetes; Saccharomycetales; Saccharomycetaceae.